AUAACAAACUGGAGAGUAUGUUUAUUAGUCAGCAGCUUACACUUCACCUACGAUUUAAUAGUUUGUUUUGAAUUUGUUUACAACCAGAGUAUAAAGCGUUUUAUUUUUUAACUAUUUUUGCGCAAUAAAUUAAUAUACCGGUGCAAUGAUUUUUGUAGUUAUAUUAAUAGGGAUAUUUUUUGUGUAUUAUUUUUAUAUUAGACCGUUUAGUUAUUGGAAAAAACGGGGUGUAAAACAGGGAAAACCAUGGUUCUUCUUCGGAGAUACGUGGCCUAUGAUUUUUCGAGUUAUGGAUAUGGCGACAAAUGUGUCCUCUGUUUAUCAGCAAAUGCCUGAUGUUAGGUACUACGGAGCUUAUCAGUUCAGUACUCCGAAAAUAGUUAUUCGUGAUCCUGAUCUGAUAAAAGCGAUUACUGUAAAAGAUUUUGAUCACUUCACGGAUCACGUCGCUAUGGUUGAUCCUAAAGCAGAUCCACUCUUCGGCAAAAAUCUUUUGGGUUUAAGAGGAGACGAAUGGAGAAACAUGAGAGCAACCUUAACAACAUCUUUCACAAGUAGCAGAAUAAAAACAAUGUUUGAACUAAUAUCAGAAGCAGCGGAAAAUUAUAUCAAAUAUUUCCUAAAUAAAAAUUUGAAAGUAGUGGAAAUAGAAGCAAAAGAAACAUUCUCGAGAUAUACAAUUGAUGUAAUAGCUACCACUUCAUUUGGUGUAAAAGUAGAUUCUUUGGGAGAUAAAAAUAACGAAUUUUUCAGAAUGGGCAAAGAAAUAUCAGAAAUAAAAUUUACUGCCCUAAUCAAAAUAUUGAUAAUGCAACUUUCCUUGAAACUAUACAGGUUUCUCAAUUUGGCAAUGUUCAGAAAAGAAGUAAAUCAAUUUUUCACAUCUUUAAUAGAAGACACAAUCAGAACAAGAGAAGAGAAAAAUAUAUAUCGGCCAGAUAUGCUUCAAAAUUUGAUAGAAGCAAGAAAACAGAAUCCAGGAACUUCAAAGGUAGCACGUAAUUUUUCUAAUGAAGACAUUACGGCUCAAGCUGUGAUAUUUUUCUUUGCUGGAUUUGAUUCUGUUUCGUCUGUAAUGACAUUUUUGAGUUACGAAUUGGCAAUAAAUCAAACUAUUCAAAAUAAACUGAGAGAAGAGAUUUACGCAACACUGAAGGAAAACGAUGGGAAUGUUACAUAUGAAGCUAUAGUUCAUAUGAAAUAUCUGGAUAUGGUAGUUUCUGAGGCCCUAAGAAAAUGGCCACCUUUCGUAUUACUCGGACGCGAAUGCACAAAAACCUACGUCAUCGAACCACAAUCACCAACCGAGAAACAAGUGACAAUUCCCAAAGGAAUGGCCGUUACAGUGCCCAUCUACGCCAUCCAACACGAUCCCCAGUACUACAAGGAUCCAGAAGAAUUCAUUCCAGAACGUUUCGCUGAAGAAAACAAGAACCAAUUACCCUACUUGCCCUUUGGACUAGGCCCUAGAAGUUGCCUGGGUUCGAGGUUCGCCCUGGUCGAAAUCAAAACUAUAUUUUUCCAUCUGGUUAAAAAUUUCAAGCUGGUACCGACAGGAAGGACUCAAAUUCCUGUCAAGCUUAGUAAAAAGUUUUCUGUAAAUAUCCGUCCUGAACAAGGACUCUAUAUAGGAUUAGAAAAAUUGUGAUAUAUUUGUAUUUCUGUAUAUUGUAACCUAAUACAGAGGGGUUUUUUACGCUAGCUUCAAAUUUAAAUACAAAUUUGAAUGUUUUAAGUUAAGAUUAUUUCCAGGUUUACUUUCUUUUUAAAAUAUUUUUCAUUUAUUUUGAUAAUUCUGGUAUAACCGUAAGUGAUUGUCAAUUUACUUAUUUUAAAUGGAAAACCUUCUAUAAAUUCUUGUAAAUUUUCUAAAUUUUUGUUGUUUAGAAAAUGUCUUAGUCUGCUCAGAUUUUUACAAUAAUUUAUCAAAUAUUAUACAGGAAGCUCAUAAAAAUGUUACGUUAACAAAACUAUAAAAACUAUUAUUUUUUAAAUCGGAAACACUCAUUUCUUGAAUGCAUGUUAUAUAAAAUUGUCUAUACACACUUAUGCAAAAUAAUUUUCAAAUUGUUUAGUUAUUAAUAUUCUUCUAUUAGUAAAAAGCUAUUUUCCUUAUUAGAUUAUAAUCAACCAAGACUGAACUAACCCUGGGCAAGGGAUACUUAUAUUUCUUUUUUAUGAUAACUAUAGAAACAAACACAUAAAGAGAAUAAAACACA
This is a messenger RNA of Sitophilus oryzae (rice weevil), 2219 nucleotides long. RefSeq names its product cytochrome P450 9e2-like. Bases 146 to 1648 code for a protein of 500 amino acids. The transcript has 7 exons. NCBI's taxonomy places the organism in Eukaryota, Metazoa, Arthropoda, Insecta, Coleoptera, Curculionidae. Gene Ontology annotation, molecular function: oxidoreductase activity, acting on paired donors, with incorporation or reduction of molecular oxygen; heme binding; iron ion binding. The record is from RefSeq and is a predicted model, not a curated record.